Oryza sativa Japonica Group (Japanese rice) is the source of this 2187-nucleotide messenger RNA. The record is from RefSeq and is a predicted model, not a curated record. Lineage: Eukaryota; Viridiplantae; Streptophyta; Magnoliopsida; Poales; Poaceae.
GUGCUAAGCACCUGCGUUACUGCCAACCAAAGAGACGGCAAGCAAAUCAGGCUGCGACACCCACAAUCAGAGAGGUCUAGCUCAAGCUCAACUGCUCGAGCAGAGUGAACCGAGACUCGAGGCGACUAAUCAAACAAUUUCCCUCGCUAUUAGUCACUGACAGCCGACUAAACUAAGAUAGGAUGAUGGGCAAUCGACGACCGAUCCGUCCCCCUCCUCUCUCGAUCCUGAUCUUGGAAUCGGGAGCCCAUCCCACCCCCAAAUUAAUUUGACCUACAGCUCACGCCUUAGCUAGCUCCCCCAGCUUCCCGGAUGCUUCCUUCGAUCUCCUCUAGCUUUCUCGCUCGCCUCUCCUCUCCUGUUCUGCUGUUCUUGGUGUGGAGACACGGCUAGGCGUCCAUGGCGACGAGCUGGGAGUGAUUCCCCCUGCUUGAUUUGAUUGGAUUUCAGAGGCGCCAUCUCUUUUCCUAAUAAAGAUCACGCGAGAUUAUUCAGAAGCUUGCAAUGGAUCGCGACCAGAUGACGAACACGAUGCGCGAUCAGGCUGCGAACCUGACCUCCAUGAAUCCUCUCUUCUACCCGUUCAUGGCGGAUGACGCUCUCCUCGGCAUGGCGCCGCCGCCGCCGCAGCAGCUGCUGCCGUCGGUUAGCAUCCAGCACAUGGACUGGAGCCCGGACACGAUGCUGGACAACCUCACCUUCAUCGAGGAGAAGAUCCGGCAGGUCAAGGACGUCAUCCGAUCCAUGGCCGGCCGCCGCGCCUCGUCGUCGUCGGCGGCGACGCCGGAGCAGCAGCUUGUCAACGCCGACCUGACAUGCCUCAUCGUCCAGCUCAUCUCCACCGCCGGCAGCCUCCUCCCGUCGCUCAAGAACUCCUCGUUCCUCAGCCGCACCACCCCGCCGCCCGCCGCCGCGGCCGGAGCCGCACAAGCGGUCAGCCUCGCCGCCGGCGAGAGCUCCAGCUCGGCUCGUAAUAACGAGACGAACAGGGAAGAUGAGGAGGAGCAGAUGGGUAGCCCCGACUACGACGAGCUCUUCAAGGUAUGGACUAACGGCGGCGCCAUGGACGAAUGCGUCGGCGCUGCCGGCGACGAGCAGGAUGCGAGGGAGAAUCCGGCGGCGGCGGCGGAGGAGGAGAAGUACGAGGUGCUGCAGCUGGAGGAGGACGAGAUCCUGGCGCCGCACACGCACUUCUGCGGCAUCUGCGGCAAGGGGUUCAAGCGCGACGCGAACCUGCGGAUGCACAUGCGCGGGCACGGCGACGAGUACAAGAGCGCGGCGGCGCUGGCGAAGCCGCCGCCGCCGCCGGAGGGGGAGGAGCAGCCGCCGCAGCCGGAGAGGAGGUACUCGUGCCCGCACGCCGGGUGCAAGCGGAACCGGAUGCACGCGAGCUUCCAGCCGCUGAAGACGAUCCUGUGCGUGAAGAACCACUACAAGCGGAGCCACUGCGAGAAGCGCCAUGUCUGCGGCCGCUGCGGCGCCAAGCGCUUCUCCGUCAUGGCCGACCUCAAGACCCACGAGAAGCACUGCGGCCGCGACCGCUGGCUCUGCUCCUGCGGCACCAGCUUCUCCCGCAAGGACAAGCUCUUCGCCCACGUCGCCCUCUUCCAGGGCCACGCCCCCGCUCUCCCCCCUCCCCCGCCGCCGCCGACGUCGGGUCGCCGCCGCCACAAGCAGGAGGAGCCGGAGUUCACGUGGGGCGGCGGCGGCGGCAAUGAGUUUCUUGACGUCAAAGGGAUCGCCGGCGUCGGGUCCGGCUCCGGUGGUGGGGAUGAGUUCUUCUCCGCGGGAAGCUUCGGCGCCAUGGAUUUCGGAUUCGGGCAGUUGGAUGCUUCGCUCGCGAUGCUGCUGCCAUCCGAGCAAUUCGCGGGUGAUCAUCAGGAGGAGAAUGGUGACAAGUGAAGGUGCACAUGAUGCGUAGCGAGUUGCAUAUGAUCAUAUAUAUAUAUAUAUAUAUAUAUAUAUGACGUAUGUAUUUCAUGGUGUAAUAGCAUUGUGUUAUCUAAAGUGGAAGAAGUUGUUCUUCCCAUCUUGUACCAUCUUAUAUGCACUUCUUUAUUAAGAUAGUUAUGCAGAUGAUGUUGCAAACAUUUCUGCAUUUGAUGAUUUUCUGCAAACUACGGGGAAAAAUAGUAUAAAAGGAUUUUGGUAGAGGAAUUGGGAAGGGAGAGGCAUAAAUUCGUACAA